AUGCAGAAUCUUCGAAGUGGCUAUCGGCAAAUGAGUAGUAGCACCGACCGUCAACUGCAGGACCGAACCCCACGUCGCAAUGUGAGCGGUAGCGCCGUGCCGAAGGGGGCGCACCUUUUUGGUUCUGCACGGUUUAGACGUAUUCAACAAACAGGAAUCAGAGGAGAUGCUUCGAGGGAUAAUCAAACUAUUCGUGGGCCGAUGAAUAGCACCACGAAGCGCCGAGUUUGUAGUGCAUGUCGCGUAUCUGGUAGUGAUCCUGUGGCUUCCAGCAGCUAUCACUCCGACACCAGUUCGUCCAGUGCCACUCGUGCACUUGACCGUCUGUUGAAAACUGCACGUUCUCCGACACGACAUCCAAACAGUAAACGUCGCACGAACGACAAAAGAACGGUUCAGUUAAUGGCUCGAUCACCAAGUGCCAAUCGUCUUAUUCCUCGUCCUAACAUGACAAAGCCGGCGCGUAACGAAGAACAUACUGCUGGUCUUGUAGAACCAGAGCAUGAUAGUAGACUGCUGGCUCCUGUUAACCAACUUUCUACACAGCAAAGUUCUGCUGCAAGGGGCGUUGCGGUACAACCCUCUGCGCAGCGUAGAGCUAACCAUGGGCCACCCCAUCCACGUUCUUCAGUAAUACUUAUUACUCCUGUAAAAAGAGGACGUGGAGAUGGUACACCGUUGCGUGGAUUCCGCACAGAGUUGCGACGCUAUCCCAUUCCUACGGGUUCUACUCCUACUCAUCGACCUCUCACGGCCUUUAAGGAAUUUCGUUUUCACCAGAAAGUUCCUCAAAAUGUCGGUGACUUGAAAUUAAAACGGGUACGAUUCGUUUUUGAAAUUCCUUUUUAA
Messenger RNA from Angiostrongylus costaricensis, 849 nucleotides. Lineage: Eukaryota; Metazoa; Nematoda; Chromadorea; Rhabditida; Metastrongylidae. The record is from the annotation of a GenBank genome assembly.